This is a messenger RNA of Nicotiana attenuata, 992 nucleotides long. Its product is annotated as auxin-responsive protein SAUR21-like. The coding region runs from base 139 to 417 and encodes 92 amino acids. The record is from RefSeq and is a predicted model, not a curated record. The transcript has a single exon. Lineage: Eukaryota; Viridiplantae; Streptophyta; Magnoliopsida; Solanales; Solanaceae. Gene Ontology annotation, biological process: response to auxin.
AUAUAAUCUGACCCAAAGCAUUUGAUUAAAACACAAGUAUCCUGACAUUCAAAAAACUUCCAUUUUCUGUGCAAUUCUCAAAGUUCUCGUUCUUUAUUUUCCUUCAUUAUUUAUAGUUACAUCAUAUUCCUCGAGACUAUGGGUAUCAAAGUGACUCCAUUUAUUCAGGCUACUCGAACCCUAAGGAGGUCUUCAACAACUGGAGGUGUUCCAAAAGGACAUUGCGCAGUAUAUGUAGGAGAGAGCCAGAAGAAGCGAUUCGUUGUGCCAAUAUCAUACCUGAGCCAGCCUUUAUUUCAAGACUUGUUAGCUCAAGCCGAGGAAGAGUUUGGAUUUGAUCAUCCAAUGGGCGGUCUCACAAUACCUUGCAAAGAGGAAGUGUUCAUUGAUCUCACCUCCCGCUUGAGGAGAUUAUGAGUAGGACCAUGGUGCAGAUUCUUCUGCCCAUGAAAUUUUGUAAAGCAAUAGUUUAGAAAUGAGAAAGAUGAGUGAUAGUAGAGAUGUCACUUCCAUUUAAGUGGGACUUGACAAUGAGGGAAACAAUUCCUUGUUUUUACUUAACCAUUUUGUAUAGUAGUAGUAGAAAACAAGGAUUUUCUGCUUGUAAAGUUUGUUAAAAUGACUAACCUCCUGUCAUAUGAAUAUAGCCAAAUUUUAUUCAAGCAAAUUUUUUAAAGUCAGUUGAUUGGAAGACUCAAAAACCUUUUAUAUGUUCAUGUUUCCUACUUCAGUAGACGAAUGUGCCUGACAUUUUGCAUAAUUGUGCUGCUGGCUCUAUUGACACCAACAAUUAAGUACUACUAUAGCUAUUUACAGCUCUUCGACCCUCCUUUCUGUGUCUGUUAAAACUCCUAAAAGUUUAAAAGCUCCAGAUCUCCAGAUGCUUUGUUUUGUGUUUUCUGUCUCAAUUUCUAAAUUCAGCAGCCGAUGACUUCUCUCAGAGAAGCAAGGGAAAUGUUUGUUGCUCUACAAAGAUGAGAAAUUCUGUUUCA